Camelina sativa (false flax) is the source of this 1292-nucleotide messenger RNA. The record is from RefSeq and is a predicted model, not a curated record. Lineage: Eukaryota; Viridiplantae; Streptophyta; Magnoliopsida; Brassicales; Brassicaceae.
CACAAAAAAAAAAAAAAAAACAAGAGAGAAUAAGUUUCAAUGACGAGAAAGAAAGUAAAACUUGCUUUCAUUACCAACGAUGCAUCGAGGAAAGCAACUUUCAAGAAAAGAAAGAAAGGGUUGCUGAAGAAAGUGAGUGAGCUCUCCACUUUGUGUGGUAUCAAUGCAUGUGCCAUCAUCUACAGUCCGUACGAUUCCAACCCCGAAGUGUGGCCAUCAAAUUCCGGUGUACAAAGGAUAGUCUCAGAGUUCAGGACGCUUCCACAAAUGGACCAACAAAAGAAGAUGGUGGACCAAGAAACCUUUCUCAGACAAAGGAUAGCGAAAGCGUCCGAUCAUUUCAGGAGACAAAGAAGAUAUAAUCGGGAGCUAGAGAUUGCCGAACUCAUGUCCCAGUGUUUUUUAGGAAACAUGGGAAAGUAUCAUAUGAAUAUCAUGGAUCUUAACGAUUUAGGUUAUGUGAUUGAACAAUAUAUCAAAGAUAUUAAUCGCAGGUCUGAGAUUUUACAGAACUCUGGGAUGGAGAUCGGCGAGUCUUCCAAUGCUGGUGCGGCCGUCGGGACUACCUUUGAAAGAACUGGAUCAAUGGAGAUCGGCGAGUCUUCCAAUGCUGCAGGUGCGGUCAGGACUAUCUUUGAAAGGACUGGAUCAAUGGAGAUCAUGGCGUCUACAACCCCACCAACCACCACAACUAAUGAGGCCGGUUCCUCAUCAUUGGCAGCUUUUCUAAACCCUCUUCCACAACAACAACAGCACCAACAAUUUCGUUAUCCGUCAUCUCCACAUGUUGGACUCUAUGAGCAGCCUCCAAGUUUGAAUUUAAACCUAAAUCAGAACUACAGUCAGAACCAACAUCAAUGGUUUAUGGAGAUGACGCACCACCAACCUGAACCAUUGAACUAUGCAGAUGCUGAUCAGCAAAGGGGUUUUCUAUUUAUGGAUGAUAACCACCAACCCCAACACCAGCAUGAUCAACAGAUCCUUGGUGAUUCGUCCACUGUUUUAACCGUCGCUACUACAAGCAGCACGAUCCCCGUUACCAAUCCAAGUCCUACCAAUAAUACAUGGUUUCGUUAGUAUUUCCUUUCUAUGUGGUCUUACUAGACUUAAAGAGUGGCUGAGUGUGUUUCAAGUUCUAGUAAGCAAACCAAAUAAUAUAUUCAAAUGUUCUUUUUAUUAUCGUUUUAUUAUAUUUUGUGAUGACUAUGGGUUUUCACUUUUCAGUGUUAUUGGACUUGUGAUAUCCUCGUUUUUAUUUUUUUAAUAAAGAUUUUGUGAUAUUCUCGUUUUUA